Molecule: messenger RNA, 6685 nt
Organism: Myotis brandtii (Brandt's bat)
Lineage: Eukaryota; Metazoa; Chordata; Mammalia; Chiroptera; Vespertilionidae
Gene: AKAP12
Product: A kinase (PRKA) anchor protein 12
Exons: 3
Coding region: 111-5051 (1646 amino acids)
Biological process (GO): signal transduction; regulation of protein kinase C signaling
Cellular component (GO): cytoplasm
Molecular function (GO): calmodulin binding; protein kinase A binding
Source: RefSeq, a predicted model, not a curated record
UCCCGGCACCUGGGGAGGGUGGCUGGGCGCCGAGUUCUCUCUGAUCAGAGCCGGACUCCACGGUGUGGGCGCCGCCCCGGCUGCUGCAGCAGCGGGAGGAGCUGGUCACCAUGCUGGGCAUCAUCACAAUCACAGUUGGCCAGAGAGAAUCCGAAGAUGUGAAUGAAAGAGGUUCAGAUAAAGAGAUGGCUGCCAACUCAUCGGUUGUUCAGGACAUCACAAAGGAUGGGCAGGAGGAAAUGCCUGAAAUAAUUGAGCAGAUUCCUUCUUCGGAAAACAAUUUAGAAGAACUAACGCAGCCUGCUGAGUCCCAGACUAAUGACGUUGGAUUUAAGAAGGUGUUUAAGUUUGUUGGCUUUAAAUUCACUGUGAAAAAGGAUAAGAGCGAGAAGUCUGACACGGUCCAGCUACUCACUGUCAGAAAAGAGGAAGGUGAAGGAGCAGGAGAAGCAGAGGGGGCUGGUGACCACCAAGAGCCCAGCCGGGAGGCGGGAGAAGCAACACACAAAGAAAGUGAACUGAAACAAUCCACAGAGAACCCCGAGAAGCCUCUGCAACCCGAGCAGAGCAGCACGGAGAUUUCUCUUCAAGCUGAGUCUGGUCAAGCAGCCGAGGAAGGCAAAGAUGGAGAAGAAAAACAAGAAAAAGAACCCACCAAAUCUCCAGACUCUCCAACCAGUCCAGUGGCCAGCGAAACGGCGUCACCCUUCAAAAAAUUCUUCACUCAAGGCUGGGCUGGCUGGCGCAAAAAGACCAGUUUCAGGAAGCCCAAGGAGGAUGAGCUGGAAGCUUCGGAGAAGAAAAAGGAACAAGAGACAGAAAGAGUCGACACAGAAGAAAAGGAAAAGACAGAAGAUACCUCUGAGAAACUGGCUGCUUCGGAACAACCACAGCCACAGGAGGCCACAGAGAGUGUCCACGAUGCCAGAUUAUCAGCUGAGUAUGAAAAGGUGGAGCUGCCCUCUGAAGGUCAAGGGCAGGCAUCUCCUGAAGAGAGAUCUGCCCCUUUGGCAACAGAAAUAUUUGAUGAAAAGGUAGAGAUUGUUGCAGAAGUCCACGUGAGCACGGCGGAGAAUGCAGAGGAGCAGAAAGCUGAGGUGGAGGGAACAGAAGAGCCCCAACCGGCUGAGAAAUUGGCUGAAACCAACGCUGGGCCGCAGGAAGCCGAACCUCCAGUGUGUGCGCCUGGAGGGGACCACACCCAGCCCCCCGAACCAGGUCCUGAGGAGCAAGCGCUGUCUGCCCAGCCGGAAGGCAUCGUGAGCGAGGUGGAGAUGCUGGCAUCCCAGGAGAGAGUGAAGGUGCAGGGAAGCCCGCUGAAGAAACUUUUUACAAGCACUGGCUUGAAAAAGCUCUCCGGGAAGAAGCAGAAAGCGAAGCGAGGAGGAGAUGAAGAGUCGGGGGAGCAGCACGCGGCCCAGGCGGACUCUCCGGAUAGCCCUGAUGAGCCAAAGGGCGAGAGCUCUGCUUCCUCCCCGGAGGAGCCCGAGGAGAUUACGUGCUUGGAGAAAGGGAUCGCGGAGGCACACCCGGAGGGGGAAGGCGAAGAGGGAGCCACUUCCGAUGGAGAAAAAAAGAGAGAAGGUGUGACUCCCUGGGCAUCUUUCAAAAAGAUGGUGACGCCCAAGAAACGUGUUAGAAGGCUUUCGGAAAGCGACAAGGAAGAGGAGCUGGAGAAGGUGAAGAGCGCCACGCUGUCUUCCACGGAGAGCGCGGCCUCGGAGAUGCAAGAGGAGGGAAAAGGACACGGGGAGGAGCCGAAGCCCGAAGAGCCGAAGCGCAAGGUUGACACUUCGGUGUCUUGGGAAGCUUUGAUUUGUGUGGGAUCGUCCAAGAAAAGAGCAAGAAAGGCAUCCUCUUCCGAUGAGGAAGAGGGACCGAAACCGAUGGCAGGAGAAGGCCCCAAGCCAGAUGAAGCAGGAAAAGACAGAGAGGCAGGACCGGAGGCUGUCCCCGCAGGUUCCCAGGAGCACGACCCAGGGCAGGGAAGCUCCUCCCCUGAGCAAGCGGGAAGCCCCUCGGAAGGGGAGGGCGUUUCCACCUGGGAGUCCUUUAAAAGAUUGGUCACCCCGAGGAAAAAAUCCAAGUCCAAACUGGAAGAGAAAACCGAAGACCCUGGAACGGGGGCCGGUGCAGAACACUCAGCGGCAGAGGUGGAACCCGGGAAGGAAGAAUCUUGGGUUUCAAUUAAGAAAUUUAUUCCUGGCCGGAGGAAGAAAAGGUCGGAUGGGAAACAAGAUCACGCCACUGCCGAGGAUGCGGGGCCGACAGAAGUCAACGAAGAUGAUUCCGACGUCCCGGCCGUGGUCCCUCUGUCCGAGUACGAUGCCAUGGAGAGGGAGAAAAUGGAAGCGCAGGAAGCCCAAAAGAGGGAGGAGAAGGCCGAGCAGAAGGGGGCGGUUUCUGUGUCGGAGGAGCUCAGCAAGAGUCUGGUUCAUACCGUGACUGUGGCGGUCGUCGAUGGGGCGAGGGCCGUGACCCAUAUGGAAGAAAGGUCGCCUUCUUGGAUCUCUGCUUCGGCGACAGGGCCCCUCGAACAAGCCGAAGAGGAAGCUGGGCCACCCCCUGCAGGGGUGUUGGAAAGAGAGGUCAGGGCAGAGGACAGCCCCGUCGUCACCCAAGCCCUGCCUGAGAGCCGAGAUGCCGGUGAGGACGCCCUCACCAGUGAGGUGGAACCCACUCCCGAGGCCGUGACAGCUGUGGAACCCACGGAGGCAUUUGGUGCCGAGGAGGCGACCGAAGCAUCUGGUGCCGAGGAGACCACCGACAUGGUCUCGGCCGUCUCCCAGUUAAGUGAGUCUCCAGACACCACCGAGGAGGCCACGCCAGUGCAGGAGGUGGAGGGCGGCGAGCCCGACGUGGAGGGCCAGGAGAGGCGGACCCAGGAGGUCCUGCAGGCGGUGGCGGAAAGGGUUAGAGAAGCGUCACAGCUCGAUGUCAGGGGCCCGGGAGCCGAGAUUCACACAACGCGGAAAGAGGGAUCCCAGCUGCCAGUGGUGGGGGAGACCGAAGAGGACCCUCCCGUGUCGGAGCUGAAGGAAGAGGUGGACGUGGUGUUGCAGGGACACGCAGGAGAAACAAAAGCUGAGACUCUGACACCAGGGGAGGUCUUUGGACAGGCCGCCCCAGAACACACUAGAGAAGUCCCUCAAGUCCCCGAGAGCGUCGAGUCCAGCGAGCUCAGAACCCCCUGCCAAACCGAAACCGUGGUUGGGGUAAAAUCAGAGAUCGUCCUGGAACAGGCUGUUGGCCCCGACUCAGCCGAAACUCUCACAGACAGCGAGACCAGUGGAAGCACCCCCGUGGCCGACUGUGAGGCUCCCCGUGCCACGCAGCAAGUCAAGGUCAUGGAAGUCCACGCAGAGGGUGAAGGUGCAUCCGGUACGAAAUCGCAGGUCACGGAGGCCCAGGCAGCUCCUGCACCGAAAGAGAUGCCCCCAGCACCCUCUGGGCUUCAAUUCCAGGAAGAAAAGAAAGAACACUCAGAAAUAGAAGGGGGUCCAGAGCAUACGGAUAAAGAGGUAUCAGUGGAGACUGUACCCAUUCUUUCAAAGGCUGAGGCGACUCAGGAGGCUGGCCAGUUUGCUGAUGAGGAAACCAGAGACGUACCCUUCGUUCAAGGACUUGAAGUGUCUGCAGACACAGAAAUGACAGCUGGACAGAAAAAGGCCAUUGAAGUCGCCCUUAAAGAUGAAGUUACUGAAGAAGCUGAUUGUCAAAAGAAUGAAAAUACUGAAUUCCAGAGUCCUGCUCAGUCUCUUCCAGCCCCAGGGGAGAGAGAGAUGGUAGUGCAAGUGGAAAGGGAGGAAGCGGAAGCCGAGGCAGCCCGAGUGAGUGAAGAGAAGCUUGAGGCAAAACCAGCCGAAGUGCUCAGCGAGCAGCUGGUCCACACGGUUCAUGUGACCGUCAUCGACGGGGAGAAGGAAGUUCUCCAUUUUGAAGAAAGUUCUCCUUGGCUAGUUCAAGUCUGCACAGACAGUCAAGUUCAAAGCUCGGAGGCAUCAUUACCUCUAACAGCUGUCGUUGUGGAGAAGAAGGUCUUAGGAGAAACCGUCAAGCUUUUAGAAGCAGCUGGACCUUUGGAGUCUGCAGAUGCACGUUUGGAACCGGAAGCGAGGCCCUCUGACCAAGAAGACGUUAUGGAUCAGCCCGGGGAAGAUGCAGCGCCCACAGGCCCUGCGUCUCCGGCAGAAUCGGCCCCGGUCGUCAUACCCGCCGCCCCUGCAAAAGGCGUCUGUGCUGACCUGGAAGGAGAUAAAACCACCUCCCAGGAAGGGAAGUCCGAAGAAGACUUCGAGCAGGUUAGCGGGCAGGGAGACAGAGUGAGUGAAACGAGAGAGGAAGGUUUAAAGGCCGAAAAGGAGAUUUUGCAGCUUAAGACUGAGAGCCAUAAACUUGUGCAAAACGUCAUUCAGACAGCCGUUGACCAGUUGGUAAGCACCGAAGGAACACCCACCGACUGCCAGACACCGGCCCAGCUGGCAAAGGCUGACCAUCAGGAGGCUGAACAGAAAAUUGAAAAAGAAGAAAGGGAACUUCAGGGCUCCGCAGAGGCUGGGGCAGCCCAAGAGGAGUCCACACUGACCACCGUGGGACAAACCCCCUCAGAUAUUUCCAAAGACGCGAAUGCAGCUGCAGAGGAGGUCACGGCCGUUGAGGUCAAAGGCUCCCCAGUAAAUGACCAGCUGCCUGAAGAGCUCGUUCUCCCAACCCAGGAAAAGAGAGAAGCAACCGGAACCAAGUGUGUGCCAGAAUUGGGUGAUCGUGCCGGCUUAGGAGAAAGAACAGAGAAUGAACCCCAAGAAGAUGAAAAACGUGACGCUGUCCAUUACCCUGAGAACCAAAUCUCAGCCCUGGUAGACCCCGAGGCCUCGGGAGACUUAACCAAAGAGUCCCCGGAUGCAAAUGGACCAAAACUAAAAGAGAAAGAAGUGGGAUUUCAGGAAGGAAAAGGGCCGAGCGAGCCAGAAAAAGAGAUCAAAACACAAACACAGGAGGAGGCGCAGGAACAAGAGAGGCAGCCAGCAACGCCAGAACUUGCGGAACCCUAAGACGUCAUUUACACGAGUGUCUUUGCAAGACCAGAAUGUGAAGACAAGUGGUAGAAGAAAAUGAAUGCUGCUGAUGACACUCAAGACCAAGAUUUCAGAACUUUGAGAUCCCAAGAACAGGCCCGCCAACCGAUCUCAUUCCCAGAGAACCCCGACAAUCCUGAGGCUGCUUCGGGAGCUAGAACCAGUUCCUCCUCAAGACCGCCUGCCGCGUCCCCUUGAUGCCAUAUCGUGUUUCUCAUCCGAGGUCCUGAAUUCUUCACCUGGAACUGGAGUUGGCAAUACCUAGUUCCACUUCUCAAACUGGAGUAUCAUUCUUUAUGUAUUUAUAUGUAUGUCUUAAGUAAUCCUCCUCCUGUAUCUAUUGUAUAUUUUUUCCUACUGUUUAAGGAGAUGUGCGGUAGAGUACACUUCCGAUGUACCCCAGUCUGUGAUGGGGCAUGGGCCAUAGUGUCGCCUCGGCAGCUCUGAGCCUCCAGUAGGACCUGUGAAAACAGCUUCCUAGAAUAACAUUCCUGAGCAGAAGCUACAUUCUCACUUUAAAAUUCCCUAAGGACGAGGCCCGUGUUUAGUAUUACUCUGAAGUCGGUCACUUUCCUCUGAUGCACAGUGUGCUAAAAAUGAAAAGCAUCUUUAGGGCGGAAACAUACAGAAUGUUCUGUGGUUACUGUGAAAUUUUUCUUUCAAGCCCAGUGGAGGAUGGAAGUUUUUUUUUUUUUUUUCAGUAGUAGAUUAACUUCCAGUCUUUUCUCCUAAUUGUUAUGGUGGUUUGGACAGAUGUGGGCUUAAUCCUGAGGCAAAGUAGUGAAAUGUUUUUCAUACUCUCAAGAAAAGGAUUGACUGUAAGUUUUGGGUUCCACCCUUACAUGCGGGACCACAUUCCCACACAGCAUGAAGCAAGUCAGGCUCUUUACAAUGGCGUUUUGAUAGAUGCUGGAUUGUGUCUGUGCCAUAUUUGUGCCCACUCUUUUAGAACAAUGUUGCAUUAUGUUCAUUUGGAUAAACUGUGAUUUGACAACUGAUUUACUAGUAAAUAUUUGCUUCACUUAGAUUUGCUGGUUUUAUUAGAUACUAGGAAGGCUGAGAUCCAUGUUUCCUGCCUUCUGCAAGCAGAAUAAGCUAGAGCUUUCUAAUGUAGUUGCUGUAUGGCAUGACCACUUCAUACCGGUUUGACUUCAUGUUCAGAGGAAGUCAUAGCAGAUAGGUGUCUGCCAAAAUAAACCAGGGGCUUUUCAGAUGGACGGUACUGAUACAAUGCUACCAUCUGGUGGUAUCUUCCUGAAAAGGUCAAUUUUCUGCAUUAAUGUUUGUUCAUGAUGAGUGUUUCUAGAAAGAAAUUUUAAGAAGGCUUUGUAGUAAAAUUGCCUUGCAACAGGUGAUCUUGGGAUUUUUCUAAAUGUUAAAAAUGAUGUCUGAUUCUUGCUAAUACAUAAAGGAUUCUGUUGAACAGUUGCCACACAAAGAAUAGUCCGUUAUCUACCCUAAAAUUCCACUUUUCUGCAGGUAAACUGGCCUGGCAAAUACACUUUUAAAAUUUUACUCCAGCUCGGUACUCCCAGUUUGAGAACUUAAUUUCAAUGGCCAAUUGAUUUUAAAGGAUAACAUUCUAGAAAGACUAGAAUAGCCUUUUAACA